AUGUCGACAUUCACGAACGGACAAUCAUAUCAUGGUGUCGAAGCUGGCCGGACCAUAACUUCGCACUUUGCCACACUUUCAGCCUCAUUAUGCUCGAUUUACGAGCACUUGAAACUCAUCACGAUGAUCAAGAAUAUCAGCAGUAUAGAUCUCCGCAUUCGGCCGCGACAGGAAACUUCUCACUUGCGUCCAAGCCAGGACCGAUACGUGGCCGAUAGUGUCGCACGCCGCAUCUUUAAGCGCUCUGCUCAUGCUCCCAAAGGAGCUCACGAAGAGACCAUAUUUACUGCGCAUCGUGCGAAUCGUACCGACAGUCUGAGAAGUGAAGGCUCUUCGUCACUGGGCAGCUUCGCGACACCCGAAGUGGCCAACAUAAGCCAUACCAGCGAGCAAAAGUAUCGGAAGGAGCUUCAAGAUGGACGGUCUGCGUUGUUGCGAUCCAUGAACAGUGCCCGACAUAUUGAGCGGGUCCCAUAUCUGAUACUGGACGAGAGGAUCUCGAGCCAGCUCCAAGAAUAUGCUGAGUGCAUUUCCAUCUUUGACGCCUUAUCAAUGGACUCUAGCAAUGAGGAGCUCAACGACACGACUGUCAUACCUACCCCGCUGCAAGAUUCCAUCCGCCUCGUCAGUCCAUCUGGUCUUGGUGGACUAGCGUGUGCUGAGCUCUGGUGUGGUGGGAAGUACAAGCGCCACGCUAUGACCCGCGUGAACGAUCGCGUGCACCCGAGAGACUGUGUGUGUCAUCUGCAUAUUGUGUGGCAGCAUAUCGUCGACUCCACGCAUAGGUACGUCGGUAUCGGCAGAAGUGAAGAUGGCAGGUGGCUGGUGGAGCUACGAAAGGACGAUAAGGUGAAGAGUGAUCUCCCAUGCACGACUGUAAGCACACAACCAGUCAUCAAUGCCUCGUCGUGGAGAUCAAAGUCCGUGGUGGCAAGGAAGCCGCUAUCACUCCCAUCUACUGCACCACCACCACCACCAUUACAUCCAGGAGCAAGAAUCUCCUUUCUGGCGGAGCGACCGAGGAGAUGGGACUCCUUGCCAGGCUUCAACGCACGGCCAUACUUGAACACCCUUGUUGAGGAUGACUUUCUAACACCUGCGACCUCAAUUCUCAACCUGAAGGCACGAAUUCUUAGUCGUGCAUCAAGCUGGGAGACUAUGCUGCCUACACCACGAAUCUCGACGGCUGAAGCUCCACAAAUUCUAGUAAAUGGGAUAUCAAAUAGCACGAUUAGCAGAUCUUCGAGCUGGGAGACUCUGAACACCAUGCGAGAGCUUUCACUGCAGAUAUUACAGCAUGAGCAAAAGAGCGAUGAUGCCACGGCUCUCCGGCCCCAUAGUAUUUAUUUUCGUGCCUCUGCGUCGGCAAAUAUGACCGUGCGGCCAUUAUCAGUCGUCAAGAAAAGCCAUUGCAAGAUCGCUGGGAAGCCAAGUUUUGGAUCCAUGAGUACGCUUGCAAGUGAGAACGAGGAGCUAUGGUGUGAUUAUGUAGGUGGGAGGGCUAGUGGUGGCUGGGUCACUUCGGCACGAUGA
Molecule: messenger RNA, 1533 nt
Organism: Recurvomyces mirabilis
Lineage: Eukaryota; Fungi; Ascomycota; Dothideomycetes; Mycosphaerellales; Teratosphaeriaceae
Exons: 1
Coding region: 1-1533 (510 amino acids)
Source: RefSeq, a predicted model, not a curated record